Periophthalmus magnuspinnatus is the source of this 4953-nucleotide messenger RNA. It is a transcript of the gene snx27b, whose product is annotated as sorting nexin 27b. The record is from RefSeq and is a predicted model, not a curated record. Gene Ontology annotation, molecular function: protein binding; phosphatidylinositol-3-phosphate binding. Gene Ontology annotation, cellular component: early endosome. Gene Ontology annotation, biological process: intracellular protein transport; signal transduction. The transcript is spliced from 13 exons. The coding region runs from base 539 to 2251 and encodes 570 amino acids. NCBI's taxonomy places the organism in Eukaryota, Metazoa, Chordata, Actinopteri, Gobiiformes, Gobiidae.
UCAGAUCAUAAAACCAAAAUUAAAACAAAAGGACUUGACACACUGAAUCUAAAAAUGUCUUGGCACAAACAGAUUUAAGCAAUUUCAGGGAGGAGCAGAAUAGUUUAAAAUCAUUCAUAAAAGACAAAAACAGGGCGUAGACUCUACGCCGUAGAGUCUCUCCAUUUGCAGCAGUGAACAUAAUAUUUAGUCAUAGUGUCAAUUACAUUUCUAUCCACAUCAGUCACAAAGCAUAAAAUAUGAUUAACAUUUAAAUUUGGCAACUUUAAAUUGUGUUUUUUCUUAAGUUUCUGAGUUUUUUACCUAGUUAGGUUAAGCCACAGAGCAGCAGCACCGCCCAUAGGAGGCAUCUGACUGCCGAGGAGCGCGUGCUUUUGGGGCGGUCUCGGAAAUCAUCGGAAGCACUCGGGAUGUUUCGUUUCCUCCCAUGGAAGUAUAUCCUCCCUGCCACUUAGCUAGCUGAGUGGACUAGCCUGUUACUUGUAGCUUAUAUCCAGCGUUACCUGAGCUUGUUUAGAUGCUUAUUUCGCGCUGAAACAUGUCGGACAGCGAGGAUCAGGGCCUUGGUUCAGCCGCGGCCGCUCCGGACUCACAGUUUCCCCCGCGCCACAGCUGUCAGACCCCAGCUCUCACCCCGUCCUCCACCACCUCUACGGGCACGGGAACCUCCUCAGGCCCCAGGCUAGUGCGGAUCGUCAAAUCCAACUCGGGAUAUGGCUUCAAUGUCCGCGGGCAGGUGAGCGAAGGGGGGCAGCUCCGGAGCAUCAAUGGAGAGCUUUACGCACCGCUGCAACACGUUUCCGCCGUGCUGCCCGGGGGAGCUGCGGACCGAGCCGGGAUAUCCAAAGGGGACAGGAUACUCGAGGUAAAUGGGGUGAAUGUUGAAGGAGCGACGCAUAAGCAGGUGGUGGAGCUGAUCCGGGCCGGAGAGAGGGAGCUGGUGCUGAGGGUGCUGUCCGUCCCCCCUCAGGAGGCCGACUGUUCGGACCCCGGGGACGAAGGCUCCGCUCACUCCUGCUACGACUACUCUGACAAACAGGCGGUGCCCAUCUCUGUGCCCAGCUACAAGCACACGGAGCUCAACCAGGAGAAGUUUGUGGUGUAUAAUGUGUGCAUGGCUGGCAGACAGCUGUGCUCGAAGCGUUACAGGGAGUUUGUCAUUUUACACCAAAACCUGAAAAGAGAGUUUGCGACUUUCACCUUCCCCAAACUUCCCGGGAAAUGGCCCUUUUCUAUGUCCGAGCAGCAACUGGACGCUCGACGCAGGGGACUGGAGGAAUACUUGGAAAAAGUGUGUUCUGUUCGAGCCAUUGGUGAAAGUGACAUCAUGCAGGAGUUUUUAUCAGAAUCAGAUGAGAACUCCAAUGGGGUCUCAGAUGUUGAGUUGAGAAUAGCUAUGCUGGAUAAAACCACUCUCACUGUCAGAGUCCGGAGGAAUGCCACCACAGAUCAGGUGUACCAGGCGGUGGUGAACAAACUUGGCAUGGACAGUAUUAUGGCCAGUUACUUUGCACUGUUUGAAGUCAUCAACCACACUUUCAUGCGUAAACUUGCCCCCAAUGAGUUUCCCCAUAAACUGUACGUACAGAACUACACCUCGGCCAUCCCAGGGACCUGCCUCACUCUGAGGAAGUGGCUCUUCACCACAGAGGAAGAGAUUCUGCUUAGUGACAAUCCACUUGCCCUCUCUUACUUCUACCACCAGGCCGUGGAGGAUGUGACAAAAGGGUUUAUAAAAGCCGAGCAGAAGUCGUAUCAGCUCCAGAAGCUUGAGGAGCAGCAGAAGAUGUCUAUGUACUUGAAUUUGCUGAGGAGCUGUGAAGGCUACAAUGAGAUUAUAUUUCCUCAUUGUCCAUGCGAUUCUCGACGUAAAGGCCACGUCAUCACAGCCAUCAGUAUUCACCACUUCAAACUGCACGCAUGCACUGAAGAGGGCACUCUAGAGAACCAAGUGAUUUCUUUUGAGUGGGGGGAGAUGCAGAGGUGGGACACAGAUGAGGAGGGCAUGGCCUUCUGUUUUGAGUACGCUCGAGGAGAGAAGAAGCCUCGCUGGGUCAAAAUAUUCACUCCAUAUUUUAACUACAUGCAUGAGUGCUUUGAGAGGGUCUUCUGUGAGUUAAAGUGGAGAAAAGAGGUGGAGGAGGACGCCGUAGACAAGGACAAUAAGAACUACAGUAAAGAUGAAUAUUUUCCAGCUGCUGAGACACAGAGGGGGUGGAGGCACUUAGGAGCAGAGAUCAUUACCUCAUAGCAAAACCAACAGCGCACUGCAUUUGGACUUCACAGGGACACUGUGCUAUUACCCAUGUCAUAAACUAGAAUACAAGAAAUAAAACUUGAAUCGAUCAAACAUCUAGAGAAAAGCAGCAUAAAACAUCUCAACCCAAGCGGCAGAAGUCUAGAUCAUUAUGCGUAAGGUUUUACUCAGAAGGACCGUGUCAUGGCUCAGACGUGUGUAAAGACGUCUGCUGAAUGCUCACGUGCACUUACAAGUCUGACUCUGCAGCUUGAUGACCCGCAUGAAGAAAUACUUUAGACUCUAGGAUCAAAAGGGACAUUUCUUGAGCUGGAGUGAUCACAGAAAGGUUCUACCAAUGCAAUUUCUUCUUUGUCCACUAUUUUUGUUCAUGUUUUUUUUUUUGCAAAAUUAUGAAAAAAAGGCCACAUCCAAAACCCAGAUCUGCAUUAAAACAUUGUCAUUGAAUUAUUAUACACACAAUUCAGAAUGAGGAUCUGCCUAUUACAACUGAAAGGUGUUUUAUGGCUUUACCUGGAAUGGUCACAACAUGGCAUAGUAGCUUUCCGUCUCCAUGGCAACAAGCAGAUGAUGUCACCAGGCCAAGUUAUAGGUCAGAUCUGUGGAAGGGUGUCCCCGCUCACAGAAAGAAUGCCUGUUUUUCGAAGGUAUUUUCAAUCAAUAAAACAACAAAUUGAAUAAAUACAAGAUUUACACAUUCCGGGCAAAGCAUAGACAUCUCCACGGUUAUGAGCAGUUGGCAGAACGCCCACCAGAAAAGUUACAUAGUGCACCUUUAACGCGUUUUAUGCAAAUGUUGUGAUUACAUCUGAUAUCUUGAUGGAUCUGGAUGUGAUUAUCGCUCUCUUGUAUGCACUUUAACAACAGUAUUAACCCCAGUACAAUCUUAACUAUGAUUUCCAAACACUCCAUGAAGUCGGUGUGAGAUUUGUGAUGGUGGAAGAUAAUGAUAAAUCUAAUUGGACAGCAGAGGUCCUCCUUCUCCUGUCUGCAUCCCUGAUUACUUUGUUGCUAAGAGCUUCUCGAUUUAUUGUUGCCGUGUAAUUUAACUAGCCUUUUCCAUACGCACCGUGUCUCUAUAGUAAGCAGUCAGCUAUAUUUACCAAUUCACUCAGGCUGAAGCUCGGGUUCCGUUAAGGACACCAAUAAACAACCAAUGUAUAAUUAAUUUCCCUCCAAAAACAGCUUGUCAGAAAGGUACUAAGAUUGUUAGUUUUAUGUUCUCGGGCUUUUGCAUUAUCAAAUUUUCCUUGUAGUUAAGCUGUUCACCAUGGCGAUGUUGGUGCAGUGUGAUAAAAUACAGUAAGAGGCUGUGUCUUAGACUUGUUUUCAGUAAAGAAGGGCUGCAAUGAACUAUUAUAAUCAUUUUUAUCAACUAUUUAAGUAAUCGUGCAUUGUCAGGAUAUGCUUAAUAACAAAGUUUAAUAUUAAAUCAAAGUUACGAAAAGUAACAGCAGAUUUUAACCCAUAAUGCGCCUGGUUCUUUAUCUCAAAGCCUUCAGUCUGCAUGUUUAUCUUUAUCACGGUUUAAAAUACCUUAAAAAUCUCAGAAAAUAAAUUACUUGACUAGUUGAAAGCCAAAACAUUCAUUAGUUGCGGCUUUACAGAAAGGAAAACGUAACAUAUUAAGAACGUAAAACACGAAAUUAAACUGUAUUGUGCAGAAAAAAGAUGCAAGUUACAUAUCCAAGUCUCGCAGUUAUAAAAACAAUAAUGCUCCAACCUGCCCCGCGCAAUAGCAAAGAAUCUGCUAAAACUAAAACAUUCUCCUGGAUAGUUAAAUGAUCAGAAACCACAUCACAAUUUGAUCUUGUCUCUCAUUAGCCCUGUCACAAUAUCACAUUUCAAAGUGUGACAUAUCACAGAAGUAAAUAUAGACCAUAAACGGUCAUAUUGAAACUAAUUUAUGCCACUGAUUAACCCAAGAGCAGAUUUAAACUGCAAAAUCUAUUCUAAAUGUGCAAUGUUGUUAGAAGAAUCACAAGCUGCAAUAAAUAAACAGCAGAAUGAAACACUUUAGUAAUUAGUUUGCAUCUAUAAUGAGUCAUAGAAGUGAUUAAUUCAACCUUUCAUGGUUUAAAUCUUAUUGUAUAGCCAAAAAAUAAAACAUUUUCCAGCAGUGCAAAGAAAAUACACACUCAAUUAGUUAUCGUGACAAGCAUAUCUCUCAUAGAACUUUUGAUGAAGUUGCUGUUUUGCUGCAGAGUGCGGCACAACAGGUUCAAUGCCGUUUUGAUUUAAGUUCAUAAUCCAUACUGAAUCAUAAUAUUAUUACACCGUGAUGCCAACAAGUGUCAGUGAGCUUUUUCUGUUUUGUAUAACCAGAAAAGUUCAAAUCAAUAUCAAAGAACUGGAUGUGCUAAUAGCAUAAAAGAGCAUAAAAGCCUGUGAUUAAUGAGGCUCCACACACCUCAAUGCACAAAGCAGUUUUAAUGGAAAGUGCUGUGGGACUGAAUGUGCAAUACUACAUUUCCCAGGAUUCUGUCUGUUCACUGGAGCGUAUACAGUGGUCGAUCGUCUGCCAGUUUCUGACCAUUCCUCCAGCUUCUACCAUAAUUGAAACUCACACGUCUUAUUUAAGUUUUGGCUGGUGAAGCAGAGACUGUGUUACAUUGCUUUUUGUUAUACAUUGUCAUUGAUAAUUGACUGAUUAUGGAUUGUCAUAUUCUUAUAAAUAAAAACAUUUAUUGACAAUG